AUGUCACUCUUUCAACUCGCGCAUGCAAAUGAACUACUCGACGGAGAGGGAUGGGAAUAUGAAAUUAAAUAUUAUUUUCUACGAGCGCGUGAUUUACAUGAUGCUCAUGUCUUUGUGACACUGAAUGGUCAUGAAAUUACACCAAAAUUUUAUCCAGAUGCAGAAUAUGAUUUGCCAGAAAUUUACCAAAUUCAUGCAAAACAAGUGGCUGAAGAACGAAGUUUGGAAGAGUAUGAGAGAAUGAAUGAAGAAUGUUCACAGGGCGAACAUUUUUGGCAUUCGAUUAAAGAAAUUGAUCCGCAAAAAUAUGAUGGAAAAGUUAUUGAGAUUAAUGCGGAUUGUGGACAAGUUUUUCAACUUUCGAUUCAAUUCGAUACACCGUGUAAAAACGAACUUACAGAUCAAAAUAUUUACAAAUAUAAUCAAUAUCACAUGGAACAAAAGAAAAACAUUUAUCAGUUACGAGCACAAAAUGAAGAAUUCAUUUUGAAAUUUUUCUUGGAAAAUUUAGAAAAGUUUGAUUUAGAUUUUCAAAAGUUAACCGUCGAACCUGAAAAUAUGAAAACAUGGAAAGAUUUUCAAGAAUUCAGCGAAAAUCAAACGAAAUGUCUAGACAACCAUCAUACACAUGGAGAAUUUAUCGUAUUGAAAUUAGAAAAAUUAAAUGAACCAAUUAAAAUAAUUCAUUGUAAUGACUGA
This is a messenger RNA of Adineta ricciae, 699 nucleotides long. The record is from the annotation of a GenBank genome assembly. NCBI's taxonomy places the organism in Eukaryota, Metazoa, Rotifera, Eurotatoria, Adinetida, Adinetidae.